UUUUUCUUUUAUCCAGGUUUAACCCCAUAUGUCUGCAUUGACAGUACGGGCCCGGGAGAAAAGGAUUUACUGGUCUUUAACUCCUCCCCGUUGACAUCCCGCUGCAAAAUGGCUUCUGAAACCCCAACACCAGCCUUCCUAAGUGAUAUUAAGAUGGAGCCUCCUGAGCAACUCUUAGACAGCGACUGUAGCCUUACACAAGCUGAGCAUGUGGACCUCUCCAUCCAUAAGAACCACAAGACUUCACUAUGUCAGUCUUCAAGUCCACCUUCUUCUCCUAUGGUUCUGGGAACCCCUCUAUCAGCACCCCCAUCUGUUGUGUCGCUUUUGGGCUUAGGUUCAGCUGUCCCUGCAGUGCUCUCUCCAGGCUCCAUUUUGGCCUCUACACAAGGCAGCGGAGGACAGCAGAUCCUGCAUGUUAUCCACACAAUCCAUUCUGUUAACCUACCAAGCAAGAUGGGCAACCUGCAGACCAUCCCAGUAGUGGUACAGUCACUGCCUGUCAUGAAUACAACAUUGCCCACUGAUGGAGUGACUGCUGCCCUCACUGUAUCAAUUUUAGGGUCAAAUGGUAAAGGCACAGGCCAGUCUCAUAAUUUGCUGAUGCGAUUCACAGCCUCUGAAGUAGAAAAUUCUGAUUCGAGGGCAGAUCAGUCUCCGAGUGACCUUGGCAGUAUGGGAUUAUCCGCACAUUCUUCAGUGAAAGCAGAUCCUGAAUCUCCAGUGGAGAUUAACAGUGACAGUGAUAAUAGCAUUGUGGAAACAUCAUCUUCUUUUUCUGACACAGCACAUGGGACACAUUUAAUGCGAAUGCAGAGAGGUGGAGCGGGUUCUCCUGUCAUGAUGAAGAGGACUGUAUACUUCAGAACCUGCGGAUCUAUGCAGUUCCAGGGCUGAGUAUACAGAUGCUGAGAUAGAUUUCCACGUCUUGAGCAAGCUGAGGCCUCAUACCUAGACAGUCCUAUAACAGUGGGGGAGUUUGCAGAGGCAAUAGGGUGCCUGGCCCCGGGGAAAACCCCGGGAUCGGACGGCUUUCCGGCAGCGUGGUACCGGCUGCUUAGUGAAGACCUCACACCUAAACUUCAUGCUACUUUCCUAUGGGCAAAAGAACUGGGUCCCUUCCUCAAUCCUUUUACUCUGCAAUAAUUGUUCUUAUACACAAAAAAGGGGAAGAACCCGGAACUGUGUGACUCAUAUAGGCCUAUUUCUCUGAUAAAUACAGAUGUCAAAGUCUAUUAUUAUUGUUCACCCCGAUCAAACAGGCUUCAUGCCUAAUAAGAGUACAGCAAUUAACCUCAAACGUCUAUUCUCCCACUUACAAACUCAACAUACUAACACUGGAUCUAGAACCCUGGCAGCACUAGACACUGCCAAGACGUUUGAUUCAGUUGAAUGGCGUUAUUUAUGGAAAGCAUUGGAAAAUUUUGGGAUUAGGCCACAGUUUAUAGCAUGGAUCAAACUUCUGUAUCAAGCACCGGUCGUACAGGUCCGGGUUAAUAAUGUCCUUUCUAAACCAUUCCCCCUUUCCAGUGGCACAAGACAGGGAUGCCCCCUGCCUCCCCUAUAUUUUGCACUAGCUAUUGAGCCAUAUGCUAUAAUGAUUCGUCAAUCUCUAGAGUGGUAGGUCUAACGUGUGGCAGGAUGGAAGAAGAGAUUGCACUAUACGCAGAUGAUGUACUAUUAUUUUUGGACAACCCUGAAGACUCCCUUCACCACACAUUAGAACUAGCUGAUAAAUUUGGUGUCUUUAGUGGCCUCACAGUAAGCAAAAAUAAAUCUGCCCUAUUUUCCAUGGAACUCCCUAGAGCAGAAGGGGACACACUAAACUUAAGAUGGGUCAAUAAAUUCAAAUAUUUGGGGAUUUGUGUGUCUUUAGUACUUUGGCACUACAUUCCAAACAAUAUUGAACAUAUAAUACAAGACUUCAAGGCAACAGUCCACCAGUGUAUAUGGCUGCAAUUUAUUUAAAAUGGUUUAUCUUCCCAAGUUUCUCGACGUGUUACAACAUGCCCCAGGGUGGCUACCACCAAAAAUGUUUAAUCGUAUCAAUGAUAUCCUCUUUCCAUAUGUGUGGGCCAAUAAACCCCCUAGAAUACACAGGUUAACAUUAAUGGCUCCUCAAGAGCUAGGAGGCCUAGCACUUCAUCUAUACGAUUAUGCAUUUCAGUUGGCAUUCAUUCAUAAUUGGUUCCACCCCCAUCCAGAUAGCUCGCUCACAGCUCUCCAUGCUACUCUAGCUGGCUCAUUAGAAGCCUUGCAUAAUGCACCAUAUUCGUAAAGCUUGAGAUACCCCCAAACUUUUCUCGGUUCUGGCAACCCCACAGAAAGUGUGGGCAAUGGCCGUCAGGCUAUUCAUUAACUCCUCCCCAGAACUGUCACCCCACUCACCUAUGUGGAGGAACUCCCACUAUCCCCACUUGAGCUACCUACAAGACUUCUAAUAUUAGCCGAAUAUGGGACUCAGUCACCUAGCUACCUUGCUAAUAGAUGGAGACUUCCCUACUAUGGCCCAACUCAGAGCAACCCCAAACCAGGCUAACAUUGUAUUAUAUCAAUAUCUUCAACUUUGACAUGCAUUUGUAGCUCAAUUUGGGUUUGUGAGGGUCCAAACAAAAAUAGUUCCCUACGAAACUAGACUAUGGGACCCCAACCCCAAAAAACGUAUUUCUGAACUAUAUAAAACAUUAGUGACUACGCUGGGCAACCCACUUAAGAAAGCUAUGUCCAAAUGGGUGGUGCAUGUUCCUUCGUUAGAGGAGGACGUUUGGGAAGAUGUUAAGGCGAACCUGUAUAAUUCUGUGAUUUCUACCAGAGAUAAAAUGGUGCAGUUUAAAAUUAUUCAUAGAACAUACAUCACCCCACUGCGACUUAAAGCUAUGGGUACAAAUCCUAAUCCUAAUGGAAGUGCCAAGCCCCGGAUACAGGCCUCUUUCAUAUGCUGUGGGUAUGUCUGGCAAUUCAUAAAUACUGGACUAACCUGGUCAAGUACAUAACAACCCAGGUCCUGUUACCUGGAGCUUUCACCCCCAAGAUUUGCCUCUUUGGCCUAGUAGUUGAUCUAGCCCCUUGUAGUAAAACCAGAACAUUACUGAGAACUCUGCUUUUCUAUGGGAAAAAACUGAUAGCACUUGGUUGGAUGAGCCCUGCCCCUAUCGAAGUGAAGGCAUGGAUAAGGAUGGUCAAUAGUAAACAUCCUAUGAUAAAAUUGACAUAUAUGGCUAGGCAAUGUCCAAAAAAAUUGAUGCGGUGUGGGACCCAUGGCUGGAGGUCUGCCCAGAGGCAGAACCAAAUGUGUAGGGACCUGAACCAGAAUUCACUCAGCAACAAAUGUGGUAUGCACCCCCUCUGAUGGUAGAAAACAUUAUUAAUAAACUAUACGCACUGGUUAUGGAAAUGUUUAUGUAAGAUUUUGUGAUGGGUAAUAUGAUGUAUUAUACUGCCUGCACUAAAUGCAAUGAUUAGGUGUUGUAUUGUUUUCGUUGUCUUUGAUGUUGUAAAAUGAAAAUAAAAACCUUUUUAAAAAUAAAUAAAUAAAUA
Xenopus laevis (African clawed frog) is the source of this 3537-nucleotide messenger RNA. It is a transcript of the gene klf8.S, whose product is annotated as Krueppel-like factor 8. The coding region runs from base 109 to 897 and encodes 262 amino acids. The transcript has 6 exons. NCBI's taxonomy places the organism in Eukaryota, Metazoa, Chordata, Amphibia, Anura, Pipidae. The record is from RefSeq and is a predicted model, not a curated record.